Messenger RNA from Xiphophorus hellerii (green swordtail), 2586 nucleotides. RefSeq names its product single-stranded DNA binding protein 1 (gene ssbp1). The record is from RefSeq and is a predicted model, not a curated record. Gene Ontology annotation, molecular function: single-stranded DNA binding. NCBI's taxonomy places the organism in Eukaryota, Metazoa, Chordata, Actinopteri, Cyprinodontiformes, Poeciliidae. The transcript has 7 exons. The coding region runs from base 150 to 593 and encodes 147 amino acids. Gene Ontology annotation, biological process: positive regulation of helicase activity; mitochondrial DNA replication. Gene Ontology annotation, cellular component: mitochondrial nucleoid.
CGGACUGCUUGUGAAGACGGACCGGACGUAGCGUGAGGUUAUUGAGCGGCUUUCAGAAGUGGAGCAUCUGAGGAGUUUUAAUCGUGUCUGUUCUGUUGUAAGCCAGGAAAGUUUUGUCUUGACUAAAAGUUAUUUGCUGAACAGACGAGAUGUUGAGAAGUGCUUCAUUGCAGAUCUUCCGGCAGCUGGUGAGACACAGGAGCACAGAUGCAAAUCUCAUCCUGGAAAGAUCGAUAAACCGCGUGCAGCUGCUGGGGCGAGUCGGGCAGGACCCGGUGAUGAGACAAAUGGAGGGUCGGAACCCCGUCACCAUCUUCUCACUGGCGACCAAUGAGAUGUGGCGCUCUGGGGACGGAGAAACAAGCUCUACAGGAGACGUCAGCCAGAAGACGACGUGGCAUCGCGUCUCGGUGUUCAAACCGGGUCUGAGGGAUGUCGCAUACAAUUAUGUCAAGAAAGGGUCCAGGAUUCUAGUGGAGGGAAAACUGGAUUAUGGAGAAUAUGUGGACAAAAACCAAGUCAGACGCCAGGCCACCACCAUCAUCGCAGACAACAUUGUUUUCCUGAGCGACAACAUCAGAGACCGAACCUGAGGGAUGUUUUCCUCCUCACAUCCAGCUACGGAUAAAAACAACUUGUAGUUUCACUUUUCUUCUUCAAACCAAAAUAAGACUUGAGGAUUACUAACUGUUUAGUAUGAGGGGGGGACAUAAGCUGGGAAUCAUGUUUGACUGUGAGGCCCCCUGCUGGCAGAAAUGAAGACAUUCAAGAGGAGCAGAAAGAAGCUCUGUCCAUAAAAAGUUUGAUUUCUCUAUAUGUACAUAGCAUCGCUUAAAAUAAAUAAGGCCUGUUCUGUGUUUUCCACUGCAGAAAUUAUGACACAGGGAUUAUUUAAUUCAUCCAACUCGCUUCAAAGUUUCUUCUUAAAGGGGACCUAUUAUGCAAAACUCACUUUUUGUACAUUUUUAUACUUCCAUUUGGGUUUCUACUGCUUAUAAAGGCAGCAUGAAGCUUAAAAAAACACCAAUUUAUUUUUGGUAAUAAAUUAAUGUUUUUUUUUUAUCUCUAGAAAAUGAGCCGUUUGAAAAACCUUCUGAAUGUUAGAAGGCAGAUGGCGCUGUGCCGUCACCUGGCAACCACAGUGGAGUUCUAUGAGUUACCUAGCAACCCAAGUAAAGUUCCAGCACGUUCAGUCAGCUGUUUUUAAAUGCUGUACAGUGGCUGCUGGAAAAGACAAGUGCUUUGUUGUUGACUUUGCAAAAAUACAAAUUCCACUAAGAUUUAUGGUCUUGUAGCUUAUAACUAGUCUGUUUUCAUCAAUUUUAAGAAAUUAUUGACUUAAAAUGAGGUCCUGUGCCUUGCUGAAAAGUUAGUUAUAUGUUAGUUUUGUCUUAUUUUAAAUGUUCUAAGACAUUUGCAUGAGAAACAUACUUGGUGAUAUUUUUAUUUUUUUGCAGUGUACCAUCCAGAAACCACCUGCUGCAUUCUUGGUGGUUGUGCAGGAGGCUCUACUUCUGCUUCUCAAAGAUAUACGGUUGUAAAAUGGCACAUCUGCAGCCAUUUUGACGUGUGAGUGAAAACGUUGAGUUGGGGGAGGGGGUGGACACCAGCAGAUUAUUUGGAUUUAAAGUGACAGGACCUGAAACAGCUCAUAGCCGGAACUGAGCAGAGCAAAAUCUAAUUAUCUAAGAAUGAUUUUGUUCAAAAUUAUGUAAUGAACAUAAACGUAUCUUAACCUGUUCUAGAAAGCAUAAUAGGUCACCUUUAAGUUUAGCUUUAAAGACUGAAAGCUCAGUAGAGCAAUUCUUAUUUGUAUUAAAGGGACAGUGUUAUGUAAAAUUGACUUUUUGAGGUUUAUAUUGUGUUAAAAUGUUAUUCCCAAUGGAGUUUUACUUUGAUUUUUUUUCACAAUUGUCUGAGAAUUCCUUUAAUCUUUUGUGACAACAAUUCAUGGGUACCUAAACACUUCAAAACACCUACUCAGCUCCUUCAGACUAGCCAAAAGCAAUUAGCAAACACCUGCUGUAACUGCGCAUCUGCUGAGUUCAUAUUACAAACUACUACACAGUACAGCGCUCCGAAGAAUAGUUAGAAAUGGUAUAAAGGAGGAGCAUUGUUGUGAUAAUGCGCAGAAGGCGGAGUGUCGGAGAGGGGAGGGGCUUUGAAUUUUGUUGUCCUUGUGACAAUGACAAUAAAGAUUUAUCUUAUCUUGUUAAAGAAACAAAAGCCCAAUUUCAAGGUGUUUAAUUACAAAGUAAAAUGGUAAGAUCAAUACCUGAACACCAACUAUAAAGUCUUGAAAAAUGCUACUAUUUUUUAAAAACACAAAUAAGCAAUGUUAAGCCUGGUGGGGGCACAAGUAAAGCCUGGUGGCCCGCCAGGCUUAAUCCACUGGGGGGAACCCUGUGUUUGAUAUAUAGAGCAUUUUCAUAACAACUGAAGGUUGCAUGGUGGAUUAUGCUAUAAAAUGCCUGGAAUAUACAAAAUGGCAUCCCUUUGAAGAACAGUAUUAAGCUGAUUUAUUUUUAAUUGAAGUCAAUCUUUUGAUUAUUUUUUUUUUAUUAAAAAGGAAUUUACCAACUAAGA